This is a messenger RNA of Gossypium arboreum, 2610 nucleotides long. RefSeq names its product PX domain-containing protein EREX. The coding region runs from base 197 to 2458 and encodes 753 amino acids. Gene Ontology annotation, molecular function: phosphatidylinositol binding. The transcript has 10 exons. Lineage: Eukaryota; Viridiplantae; Streptophyta; Magnoliopsida; Malvales; Malvaceae. The record is from RefSeq and is a predicted model, not a curated record. Gene Ontology annotation, biological process: protein transport.
UGGGCCAACCUUUUUUUGUGUUGGUCAAAAUUUGGCAAGACAAUUAGUUGAGACUUUUUGGACUAAUCAAAAUAAUAAAGAAAAGGUCCCAAAUGUUUCUAUCUCUUCCAAUCCCUGAAUCGUAAAGGUGCGGCAAAAGGGGAAGAUAUAGCCUCGGAAUCCCAACUCCACUUUCUAUAAACUAAAUCCCAAAACCAUGAAUCUAUACGCUCACGAUCUCUCUUUAUUUGAUUUCACCAACUUCUCUGAUAAUCCUAUCAUCGAUCACCCUUCAUCUUUCGCUUCCUUUAUCACUACACCUCCCAGUGAUUCUGAUGAUGUUGAUGCUGGAAAUAAACCAACUUUCACCGCUACUCCUAAGAGUCCACCAAAGCACCGCCAUGACCGGACCUCGCCGUUGCCUUUGGGGAUGGAUUGGUCUUUACCUCCUCGCAGAUGGGAUGGGCGGGACACUGUUUGGCCUCACAAUCCUCAGACAGGGUGGAGUUACUGUGUUACAAUUCCUUCUUGGAUUAUUCUGCCAACAUCUGGAGGUUCAGAUAUUGUCGUGUUUUACCGGGUUCAAGUUGGCAUUCAAUCACCAGAAGGCGUCACUACCACCCGGGAAAUAUUACGAAGAUUUAGUGAUUUCUUGAAGCUACUAUCUGAACUUAAGAAGAUAUUUCCCAAGAAAAAUCUGCCUCCAGCUCCUCCAAAGAGAAUUUUGAGGGUAAAAAACAGAACACUGUUGGAGGAGAGAAGGUGUUCUUUGGAGGAUUGGAUGGAAAAACUUUUAUCAGAUAUUGAUAUUUCCAGAAGUGUUUCAGUGGCAACAUUUCUUGAGCUGGAAGCUGCUGCGAGGUCUUCAUUUGACAACAAUCAACCUGAUGCUGUUUCUUCUGUUGGUAGUGUGGCUCCUUUAUUUCUGUCCAAGAACUACUUGGAUAUUGAUAAUGCAUCUGAUCUUGAUAAUGCUUCUUCUGAGAUAUCUGAGCUUGGAACUCCAAGGCAGGGAAAAGAUGGUUCUGCUGGUCCUUCCAUGGAACAUUCAAUUUUGGAACCCAAUUUGAUUGAACCCUUAAAGAAAAGUAUGAAGAAAAAAGUGCAUUCUGGACUUGAAAGUGACAUUGCAGGAGAUAAAGUUACCGAAAAUAAUACUGACAGGAGAUUUCUUCGUGGAGAUGGAGCAGAGCACUUGCCUGAACCGGAUCAUUGCAAAAUGGAUGGCCAUGUUCGAAGAUUGUCAAUAGAAAGCAUUGGAAGUGAUUUAAGUUCAGUCCGAGCAAGUGAAAUAUCAAACUUGGGAAUAGCUAGUUUGUUUGGUGAUGGGUUACAUGACUUGCCUGAAAGUGCUGAAGCUUCUAGAACCUUGGAUUCUCUUAGCCCCAACUUACAAUUCCAUAAAGAUCUGCUUAUCCUUUUUCUAUCAGAUGAGCGUCAUAAAUUAAAAAGGGUUCUUAAUACGCUGCAGAGGAGACUAGCUACAGCAAAUACAGACAUGGAAGAUCUUAUAUCAAGGUUGAAUCAAGAAGUUGCAGUUAGACAGUUCCUUGUAACAAAGGUUAAGGAUUUGGAAGUGGAACUUGAAACCACUAGAGAGAAUUGUGAUGAAAACAUGCAACAAGCUGUUUUGCUUGAAAGAGAAAGAUUUACCCAAAUGCAGUGGGAUAUGGAGUUGCUUCGGAAACAGUGUUUAGAAAUGGAAUUGAAGUUAAAGAAGGAACAGGAUGAGAAGGCACACAUUGAGUCAGCAAAGUUAUUAUUGAUGAAGGAGAGCAAAACGUUGCUGCAAGAGUUGGAUGUUGCUAGAGAACAGCUUGCAGACUUGCAAAAACAUCACGAGGAGUUAGAGGUGAAAUCAAAAGCAGAUGUAAAGCUCCUUGUUAAGGAGGUGAAAUCUCUUCGAAGCUCUCAAUCUGAAUUGAAGCAAGAACUUAGCCGUGUGAUGAAAGAAAAACUAGAAUUGGAGAGGAUUAUGCAGAAGGAAAAGAAAAGGAUGGAGCAUGCCAAUGCUGCAAACACUAAACUGCUUCACGAGUGCAAUCUUCUCUGGGAUCGGCUCCAAGAAUGCAGUGUUAAUUUCCUCAGUGAGGAAGAGGAUAAGUUGAAUGUUGAUACUUCAUCUCCAUCUGAUGCUCUGGAUCUCUUAACAACUUCUGAUAAUCGAAUUGGUCUCCUUCUUGCUGAGGCACAGCUCCUUGCACAAGAUGUAGAAAAUUCGGUGGUUAGAUCGGAAGAGAGCCAUAAGAUGAAAGACGGUGAUAAAAGAAUAGAUGACGAGCUGAGGAAGAUGCUAACAGAUAUGUUUGUUGAUAAUGCAAGAUUAAGGAAGCAAGUGAACUCGGUAGUACGUUGUGCUCUCAAUGCAUAUGUGAAGACUGACGAAGAUGAUGAUGAUGAUGAUGAUAGUGAAGAAGAAGAGGUAGAGGAAGAGGAGGAAACCCAUUUGAGGAAAACUGUUCUGAGCAAAUUCUUGUAAAGAUAUAAACUGUAGAUGAGAACAAAUAGUGAAUUGAUAUUUGUUUCUGAAUUCAAGAUACUCUUCUCAUUCCUGUAUUACUACUGCACAUUUGCCGUAUAGCUACAAUUUUUUUUAUUAUUUAAUUAUUUAUCUUUUAUUUGCAUUACAAA